Messenger RNA from Salvelinus fontinalis (brook trout), 4413 nucleotides. Its product is annotated as threonine synthase-like 1. The transcript is spliced from 2 exons. Lineage: Eukaryota; Metazoa; Chordata; Actinopteri; Salmoniformes; Salmonidae. Gene Ontology annotation, cellular component: cytoplasm. Bases 1489 to 3714 code for a protein of 741 amino acids. The record is from RefSeq and is a predicted model, not a curated record.
UUUUUAUUUGAUGGGUUCUUCCUCGCGGAUGAAAGAUAACUGCUAUAUGUUUCGAAAGCCUUGUCACAAGCGAUGAUUAUUGACGUUUCUUAACUUUAAGUAUGCACUAUGCAGAAAUCGCUCAACCAUUUCGGUGUUGCUAAAAUUCUAAUAUUUAGCCUAAUUCCAGUUUGUGACAAAACAAGCUAGUAUAAUGUGGAGUAUCAUUGUACCAUCUAAACUGUUGUGAAAUGUCUGUUACAUAACCAAAAAUAUUGUAUUUUCAGUUGUUUUGAAGCUGGUGUACAACACCAAAAGUAAAAUAUGGAAAAACAAAACUCAACAGGAAGCAUAGAAAUAGCACACACACAACAGAUCUACCGCUUCGCACACUUGCUUUCAAUGAGAUUGACAGAUCUAUUUCUAUGUUAGUUUCGUUGGGUCCCCCAAAAAGUUACAUAUUGUAACCCAGCAUUGGGAUUGUUCUUAUGGACAGAGCUAAUUGACUACCACAGUAUGAGUCAUUAAACCCAGAGAUGGUUCCAAUUGUUUAUCCGCCAUACAUUUUUCCAUCUUGGAUUUUAGAACUACUUCAUAUAAGGUCUGUGUUUCGUGUAGGCUUAUCCUGCCUUGACGUUUUGAUAACCGAGCAAAUCGCUCUAGGACAAGGUAACUUUUAUCAAUAAUUAGCAAUGCACAUUUUUGAGUAAAUUGAGGCUAAUAUAUUGAUAAAAACGCACCCUGCCCGAGAAAGAAUUACACGGCUAUCAAAACGUCACAAGGUAAGCCUACACAAUUAAUUGUAAUUUCUUUGUAAAGUGAAUGGCGGAAAAACCAUUGGAACCAUUUGUGUUUUUAUGGGUAUUAUGAUGCGUCCACUGUGACGGACUAUAGCUGAGAACUGUAGGGAGAAGGCAGAAUGCCGCUUAGUGUUUGAUAGCUAGGGUCUAUUCAUCUUUUUAAAAUAUUUAAAAUCAUAUUCUUCACCAACCAUCUCCCUGACUACCUUCCUCUGAUCCAAGUCAUGAACUGUCCCUCUCCACCUUUGGCACUCAAAGACUUGGCCUGUAUUGGUUGACUCUAUAGUUAGGUCAACCAAUACAUAAUCAUGAGUAGUCUAACUAUACAGUAGCUAGGCUACUCAUGAUGAUGUAUUGGUUGACCUAACUAUACAGUUGCUAGGCUACUCAUGAUGAUGUAUUGCUUGUUUGUGUUUUGGCUUUUGAAGCACUUUGAGGUUAUGAAAAGGGCAAUAGAACAUGUGUAAAUUAUUAUUCACACUGGUCUAGUAACUUAGCUACAGCUAAACCUAGUAACUGUUCAAAUACUAUAGCCAGGAUAGAUUGUUAUCAACAUGUACAGUAGCUACAUACAUUUUACAUUUCAACAGCUCCUAACAAGGAACUUACGUCACUGAACAUAUUGCCUGUUAUUAUUUGAUGUCAUUAACCCUGUACAAUCAGUCUUAUCUUAUCUGUCUUACAGAUUUGACAUAACAACCACAUCAAAAUGCUUCCAGUAGCCUACUGUCAAAGGGUGAAAAUGUUUAUAGCGAUGGAAGUGUUGAACAACACACGGCAGCUUGCUCUGAAAGCUGUGAGAUGGCGGACAAGCACAAGCCCUUUCUCAAUAUCCAGAUCGUGGCUAUCUACUGUACCCCAGAUAGAGGACCGAAACAUCCUGCUAAUAGGUCCGCCUGGAGCAGGAAAAACCUCUGUGGGGCGUGUUGUUGCUCAUAGACUGGGAGUGCCUGUCAUUGACGUGGACGACCAUAUCCUGGAGGUGACAUGGAAGAUGCCGGUGGCUGACAAGCUGUCCGAGGUCGGAGAUGAACGUUUCCUGGAAGAAGAGGGUCGGGCUCUUUGCAAAUUUUCCACCUCUGGUAGUGUCAUCUCCCUAACAGGAUCCAACCCACUCCAUUCUGGGGCUAUGCAGCACCUCAAACGCACUGGACUGGUAGUGUAUCUGGAUGUAGCCACCGAUGACAUCAUACAGAGGCUCUCCAGGAUGAAAGUGAACAGGAUUGUGGGCCAGGAGGCUGGGGUACCCAUCAGGCAGAUUCUACACUACAAGAAGCAGUUUUAUGAGAAAUGGCUUGACACUAGAGUGCUCUGUGGGACUGGAGAUACUGUUGAGGAGAUUGCAGAGAAGGUGCUUCAGGCUGUGGAGAGAUACCAGAACUCGAAAUCGGAGACCUUUGUGUCAACCAGGAGGGAGAAUGGAUCAUCUAGUGAAUCAAAAUACUUCAGUGACGUUGUUUUAGAGGGGUUAGCUCCCGAUGGUGGACUAUACGUGCCCCAAAAAGGCUUUCCGAAGCUCGACGUACGAGAAUGGCUAAGAAUAGCAGAAAUGUCCUAUCCUGAACGAGCCUUAGCCAUGCUUGAAAAGUGCAUACACCCCAUGGACAUCCCUGGUACCGAUCUCAGAAGAAUGGUGUUCAGAGCUUACGGGGUUAACUUUGCCAGCGAGGCCAUUGCACCGGUGAAACACCUAGUUCAUAACCAGUUUGUGCAGGAGCUCUUCCACGGCCCCACUGCUUCCUUUAAAGACCUGGCCUUGCAGUUGAUGCCUCAGCUCUUCGUCUAUUGUCUCCCACAAAUGUGCAACUACCUCAUCCUUGUGGCAACAUCCGGUGACACCGGCAGUGCAGUGCUGAGUGGGUUCGGCAACCUUCAUGACCUGGACCGGCAGAGGGUCGGCGUGCUGGUGUUCUUCCCAGAGGAAGGAGUGAGUGAGAUCCAGAAGCGACAGUUGACAGCCUACAAAGAGGGCAACGCCAGGGCUGUCGGUGUCCUAUCCGACUUUGACUUCUGCCAGAGAUCCAUUAAGACCAUGUUUGGGGAUUCAGGUCUGACAGGGCAUUUGGCUGUGGAGUAUGGCACUGUCCUCAGCACUGCUAACUCCAUCAAUUGGGGAAGGCUGCUACCACAGGUGGUCUAUCACGCCUCAGCAUAUCUAGAUCUUUUCAAAGAUGGGGUUAUCAAGUUCGGAGAGCCCAUCGAUGUAUGCAUCCCUACCGGUAACUUUGGCAAUGCCAUGGCAGCCCUGUACGCAAAGCAAAUGGGAAUCCCGAUAAGAAAAAUCAUCUGCGCUUCCAACCAAAACCGAAUCGUUUCUGACUUUAUUACGACAGGGGUGUGUGAUCUCCGAAACCAGCCUCUCAUUGCCUCGCUUUCCCCAGCCAUAGACAUCCUCAAAUCCUCCAACCUGGAGAGAUUUCUCUACCACACCUCAGGUGGUGAUGGCUGUCUUGUUAGAGAUCUGUUCACGCGCUUAGAGAAAGACCAGUACUUCAAAGUCUCUGAGUCAUUGCUCCAAAAGAUCCAGGAGGAUGUGGUGGCUGGCUGGUGCUCUGAAGAGGAAUGUCUGGCUGCCAUCCUAAAUGUUCACACCAAAACUGGUUACGCGAUGGACACACACACCGCCGUUGCUAAGGCGGUUGCCGACCGGCUACAGGACCCAUGGUGUCCAGUGGUGAUCUGUUCUACAGCGCACCACGGGAAGUUUGCCCCCACCGUCCUCAAAGCGCUGCAGUGCCCGAACAACCCCUCAGAUCCUGUGGACCAGCUGAGGGAGCUGGCCUCUGUAGCGUCCACACCUCGGACGCACCAAAACAUGCUUCAGUGCCUGAAGGAAAACAGUAGAGGAGAACAUACAGUGUGUCAAGCAGAUUUCAGUGUGUUAGUGGAGGAGGUGGAAUCCAUGAUUCAAGACUCUUUCUUGAAAGUUCUUUAGGUCUCUUUCAGAUAAACAAACCGAUAAAGACUCUGGGGUAGGGUGGUACUUUUUUAUUUUCAUUCAGUGUGUUGAGGAGGGCAGUUGAAAAUGAAAGUCAACCCAUGAAUUAAUAAAUCAUGAAUUUCAUGUGGUUUUUUUUUGUCUUAUGAAUUGUGCAAUUGAUCUCCUUAUUUGACAGAAUUUGGGUUUAGAUGGAUGUUUCUACAGCCACUGGGGAUGUCAUAACAUAAGUCUUCUGUGCCCACUAGAUGGUGAUAUUUACCACAUGGCUCCUAUGCAGCCAAGGUCCCUUCAGGUUUCAUGAUAUGUAGUUGUGGUUCAGAAGCUCCUAACUAGCCCCAACGGCCCAAUACAUGAGACUAAAUUGUGGAGUCAUUACCUUGUGCCAAAGGAACAACUAUAUAUAGAACUAAAUAUGCUUGUUCAUGUUUGUUAUGUAGUAUGGUUUAACCCAGAUGUGCUGUUUGUUACAAGCAUUUCUCUACCACCCGCAAUAGCAUCUGCUAAACAUGUGUAUGCGACAAAUACAAUUUGAUUUGCUCUUGUUUAUUUUUUACAAAUGUACAUUCAUUUCCCUUCUUUUGUAUGUACUAUGUUAUGUAACUGUCAUAUUACAAUCCUAAACAACACGAAGGACAUACUCAGGUUGAUUUUCAUCUGUCCGUUUGGUAUUAAAUAUUUGUUUGUGUGAAGUAA